AACAAGAACAAGAACAAGAACAAUAACAAUAACAAUAACAACAAUAACAACAAUAACAACAAUAACAAUAACAAUAACAACAACAACAACAACAACAACAACAACAACAACAACAACAACAACAACAACAACAACAACAACAACAACAACAACAACAACAAGAACAAGAACAAGAACAAGAACAAGAACAAGAACAAGAACAAGAACAAGAAGAACAAGAACAAGAACAAGAACAAGAACAAGAAGAACAACAAGAACAACAAGAACAACAAGAACAACAAGAACAACAAGAACAACAAGAACAACAAGAACAAUAAUAACAAUAAUAACAAUAAUAACAAUAAUAACAAUAAUAACAAUAAUAACAAUAAUAACAAUAAUAACAAUAACAAUAAUAACAAUAAUAACAACAAUAACAAUAAUAACAAUAAUAACAACAAUAACAAUAAUAACAAUAAUAACAAUAAUAACAAUAAUAACAAUAAUAACAAUAAUAACAACAAUAACAAUAAUAACAAUAAUAACAAUAAUAACAAUAAUAACAAUAAUAACAACAAUAACAAUAAUAACAAUAAUAACAAUAUGAACGAAGAGUUAGAAUGUUACGUGCACACGGUAACCAGCAGAAUGCCAGUAUCCAAAGAACGACUGGAACAGAUCAAGAAAGAAACAGCGAUUGACCAGACCAUGAAGAUCCUGUUCUCAACAAUCCGAAGGGGAUGGCCAGAGACAAGAAAACAAACACCUUGCGAAAUCUAUGACUACUGGAACUAUCGUGACGAGCUUUCAGAAGUAGAUGGAAUCUUGUUGAAGCAAGACAAGAUUAUCAUACACCUCAUUGUGAGAGGAAAGAUGCUAGAAAGAAUACACGAGAGUCACAUGGGCAUAGAGAAAUCCAAACGACGAGCAAGGGACAUUAUGUUUUGGCCAAGAAUGAAUGAGCAAAUUGAAGCCGUUGUAUCCAAAUGCAAAACCUGUCAAGAAUACCAGAUGUCGAAUCCCAAAGAACCCAUGGUGCAAGGAGCAAUACCAUCGAGACCCUGGGAAAUGGUCGCAACUGAUUUGUUUCAGUGGGAACAGAACAACUAUCUGGUCGUGGCAGAUUAUUAUUCGCGUUAUAUUGAAGUAGUCAAAUUGGAAAACACCACCAGCAGAGCUGUUGUGAAUCAUGUGAAGUCCAUAUUUGCAAGACUUGGAAUUCCAUCAGUCGUAAGAAGUGAUAAUGGUCCUCAGUACACUGCCACGGAGUACAAGCAGUUCGCACAAAAGUGGAAUUUUUGUGCGAACUGCUGUGAUAAUGGUCCUCAGUACACUGCCACGGAGUACAAGUAGUUCGCACAAAAGUGGAAUUUUUGUGCGAAGAGCAUCAGACUUCAAGUCCAUAUUAUCCGAAAUCAAACGGUCUGGCUGAGAAAGCAGUUCAAAUCGUGAAACGUUUGCUAUCGAAAGCAAAACAAGAUGGAAUAGAUCCGUACCUAAGUUUGUUGAAGUAUCGCAACACACCCAUAGGUAACGUAGCCUCACCAGCAAAAAUCUUGAUGAGCCGACGUUUGCGUUCGCACUUACCAACUGCCCAAAAUCAACUUCAGCCAAAAGUUGUUGAUCCAGAGAGAAUGAAAGAAAAGUUCGAAGAAAAACAAAGGAAGCAAAAUAUUAUGACAGAUGGUACCGGUCCACGGAGCUUCCGGCAGUGCAAGAAGGAGAAGCAGUACGAGUACAAGUACAGAAUAAGUGGAAACCAGCAGUGAUCAGAGAUAAACUGGAAACACCCAGAUCGUACAUCAUUCAAACACCCAAUGGUCAACGAUUUAGAAGAAACAGAAAUCAUAUCAGAAAGCACAAGUAUGGUAUUCAGAUAUCAAGACCGUGGGAACCAAUUGAAGAUUUCCAGUCUGAUAGUGCCAGAUAA
Messenger RNA from Paramuricea clavata, 1909 nucleotides. NCBI's taxonomy places the organism in Eukaryota, Metazoa, Cnidaria, Anthozoa, Malacalcyonacea, Plexauridae. The record is from the annotation of a GenBank genome assembly.